ACCAAUAUUUAAAUCGAAGUAAAUUCGGAUUAGUUUUUACCACAGUCAGAAGACAUAGCUAUAGGUAGGUAUCUACCUCCUAUAGUAGGUACCUAAGUUGAAAACGCGAUUAUAUGUACGACGUAGGUACCUAUACAGUGUGCAAAUAGUGUAAUACAUCGUAUUAAUAUUAUUAUUAUUAUUAUUAUUAUUAUUAUUAUGUUGAAAAACGUCAUCAAAGUGAAACUGACAAAUAAUUUCAAACGAUUCAAAAUAAAUCCCCACAAGACGGUCGACAUCGAGUCGAGCUCCUGUUACUUCCUUGACGUGCCCAAAAUCCCGUCCGACUCGUUCCGAUCUGCCACAAAUUUCCCGACGAUACUCGGCCAAUAUCUGUGCCUGAUACCGAUAUCGCAGGAUCGUUUCCGGAUAUACAGCUUGAGGACCGCUCUGUCGGUGGUCGCGCUUGUCUGUCAAAUCAUCAUGACGUUUUUGAGUUUUUGCUGGCUGAAGGAAACAGGCGCCAACAUAUUCAAAGGAGGUCGAAGAAUCCCGCGACGUGGAUCAUUAAAAUACCUGUUACUACCAUACAAUGUGUUAUCAUUAGUUAUAGAUAAACAUAAUUUCGCUAAAGCUCUAAAAUUUUUGUUUUGUAUUGCAGUGGAACAUUUGAGCUACUUGUUGACAGGCAUCAUAACGACGGAACGGGAGAAUUCUCACGAAGUAUUCGAAAUUUACGUCUUGAAAAUGUUCCCACAAGUAUUUACUGUGAUUACAUACAACACGUGGAUAGCAGUGUUGGUGUUAGUAAUCAAUUCCGUGUCGACUCUCACCCUUUGUUUCUCGGAUCAGAUCAUCAUCAUGGGCAGUUUAGCGCUGGGAAAUUACUUUCAGAUAUUCAAUGACCGCAUGAAAACACACACAGGCAAGACAUUGACGUCGGAUCAAUGGAAGACAUUGAGAGUGGACUACACGCGGCUGUGCAAUUUGACCAGACUGUUGAACGACUGCUUGUGUCAUUUGCUGUGCGUGUCUUUGAUAAUACAUCUGUACAUCAUAUGCGUAGAACUGCACCAGGGCGUCGUGUAAGGAUGUUUUUUUUAUGUAUAGUGUUUAGCUAAUAUGCAUAUUAUUUAUAAAGACAUUUAAGGAAGUUCUAAACGGACUGUUUUCAUUCCAACGAUAUUGCAGAUCGAUAAAAUAAUUGCACGACAGAGAAUUCGAGAACAGGUUUAAAUUCGUGCGUUUUACCUGCCGGGGGGGGGGGCUCUAGGCGGAAAUCCAUUCAAAUUUAUGAACAUCAAUGUGAGCAGAGGGGGCUCGAUCCUAUAAAACUAAAAAAGAAGGGGUUUGACGGACUUUUUGGGGGAUAAUCCCCCCCCCCCCGUCCAGUAUUAAGAUCCUACGAAAAACAUUUAACAAAAUUUUACUUUUAAAAUGUAAAUAUUAAAUACCUAGGUACCCAAAAAGUCAAUAUGCAAUGAAAUAUUACAUAUUACAUACAAAUUAAAAUAUCAUAAAAUAACCAACGCAGGGACACAGGUAAUGAUUUCAACUUUAAGUUUGAUAAUAGGUGAAUUUACUCUAAUAUUAAAAGUAAUAACACAUGGUUAGCGAGACAAAACAAACGGACAUCCUCAUCAUCUGACAUUC
Molecule: messenger RNA, 1632 nt
Organism: Acyrthosiphon pisum (pea aphid)
Lineage: Eukaryota; Metazoa; Arthropoda; Insecta; Hemiptera; Aphididae
Product: gustatory receptor for sugar taste 64a-like
Exons: 3
Coding region: 199-1068 (289 amino acids)
Biological process (GO): sensory perception of chemical stimulus; detection of chemical stimulus involved in sensory perception of taste
Cellular component (GO): membrane
Molecular function (GO): taste receptor activity
Source: RefSeq, a predicted model, not a curated record